AUGUCAAACCCCGCUGUGUUAGCUGCCGCUGCCGCCUCCCAACCUAAUAUGAGCGUCAACUCGAGUAAUAACCUGGUGGUCGGUUUGCACUACAAGAUAGGCAAGAAGAUCGGAGAAGGCCUGUUUGGUGUGCUCUUUGAGGGCUCCAACAUCAUCAACGGCGUGGCCGUGGCGAUCAAAUUCGAGCCUAGAAAAACAGAGGCGCCCCAGCUUCGGGACGAAUACAGAACCUACAAGCACUUGCAAGGAUGUGAGGGUAUCCCCAACGCCUACUACUUUGGCCAGGAGGGCUUGCACCUGAUUUUGGUCAUUGACCUCUUGGGUCCUUCGUUGGAGGACUUGUUUGACUGGUGUGGCCGCCGCUUCAGCGUCAAAACCGUGGUGCAAGUGGCCAUCCAGAUGAUAGACUUGAUCGAGGAGGUGCACCGUCACGACCUCAUCUACAGGGACAUCAAGCCCGACAACUUCUUGAUCGGGCGCCAGGGCUUUCCCGACGAAAACAAGGUCCACCUCAUCGAUUUUGGCAUGGCCAAGCAGUACAGAGACCCAAGAACGAAGCUGCACAUCCCCUACAGAGAAAAGAAGUCCUUGAGUGGUACCGCCCGUUACAUGUCCAUCAACACACACUUGGGCCGCGAGCAGCUGAGAAGAGACGAUUUGGAGGCUCUCGGUCAUGUGUUCUUCUACUUCUUGCGUGGCCAGUUGCCAUGGCAAGGUUUGAAGGCCCCUACCAACAAACAGAAGUACGAGAAGAUUGGCGACAAGAAAAGAACCACGGCUGCCACGCUCUUGUGCGAUGGCUUGCCCGCCACCUAUGAGGAAUACAGAAUGUUGUUACUCUCUGUGUUGGACGACUUGGGAACCCACUGCGACGGCAACUUCGACUGGAUGAACCUUAAUGGCGGCAAGGGCUGGGACGCUGCCAUCAACAAAAAGCCAAAUUUGCACGGAUACGGCCACCCCAACCCACCUAACGAGAGGGAUAGACGCCACCGUGAUCAGCGUAGAAACAGAGCUCACCAUGGCCAGACAACGGCUGGCCAGAUCCCCGCCUCUGCUGCCAACAACAACUUGAACGGCGUCCAAGGCCAGCUGCAACAGAUGUCGGCUGCUCAGACCCAUCAACAGAAGUUGCAGCACCUCAUCAACAGACCAUUACCACCCAUCAAGCAGGAGACGCCAGCUCGCCUGAACAUGGCAGUUAACAUGCAAGGCUCCGACGUGGUGAACGGUCAGGGCAACUUCAAAAACUCGCAUCCCAACUACGCCAACGCCCAAAACGGCUACCAGUACGAGCAACAGCAGCACGUGUCUGAGGAGGAAAGCAAGGGCUUCUGGUCCAAGUUGUGCUGCCAUUAA
Messenger RNA from Candidozyma duobushaemuli, 1359 nucleotides. It is a transcript of the gene YCK2, whose product is annotated as serine/threonine protein kinase. Gene Ontology annotation, molecular function: ATP binding; protein serine/threonine kinase activity. Gene Ontology annotation, cellular component: cytoplasm; nucleus. The record is from RefSeq and is a predicted model, not a curated record. Gene Ontology annotation, biological process: peptidyl-serine phosphorylation; endocytosis; signal transduction. NCBI's taxonomy places the organism in Eukaryota, Fungi, Ascomycota, Pichiomycetes, Serinales, Metschnikowiaceae. The coding region runs from base 1 to 1359 and encodes 452 amino acids. The transcript is spliced from 2 exons.